CGACCUGACGUAAUCGUCUCAGUAACCCCAGGCAUUCCAACUCCUCUGCGUUUUUUGAUGUUCAUAUAUCUCAGCGUUUCGGCCAGGCGGGUUAAAAGUGUGUGCCUACGCGAUCACGGGUGCAGUGGAUGCCGUUCUACUGGAAAAUGUAACACUGCUAUGAUGGGUGUUUUUGACAACAGCGGGAUUUCUACAUAUUUCUUUGGUGGAAUUCUCUGAGCAGUACUGACACUAUAUCGUCAUUUUAGUUUACGCGGCUCACCGUUUUCUAUGGUGUUUGGGUCGUCCGCCUGCGGAUCUCCGUGAGAACAAAACCCUGCCUGGACGGCGGAAAGCCAUUGUGCAGAAACAAAAGCGGGAGAAGCCGCUGCAGCCGCGACCAUGUCCGGGGCCUCUGUGAAAGUGGCGGUGAGAGUGCGGCCCUUCAACUCCAGGGAAACCGGCAAGGAGUCCAAGUGCAUCAUCCAGAUGCAGGGCAACUCCACCACUAUUUUGAACCCCAAAAAUCCAAAGGAACCAGCAAAGUCCUUCAGCUUUGAUUACUCCUACUGGUCACACACUUCGCCGGAAGACCCCUGCUUCGCCUCACAGUGCCUGGUUUACAAUGACAUUGGGAAGGAGAUGCUGCAGCACGCCUUCGAGGGCUACAACGUCUGCAUCUUCGCCUACGGCCAGACGGGGGCCGGAAAGUCCUACACCAUGAUGGGCAGGCAGGAGGAGGGGCAGGAGGGCAUCAUUCCCCAGCUCUGUGAAGACCUCUUUGAGAAAAUCAAUGACAACAACCAGGAGGAGCUCUCCUACUCUGUGGAGGUCAGUUACAUGGAGAUCUACUGUGAGAGGGUGCGGGACUUGCUGAACCCCAAGAACAAAGGGAACCUGCGUGUGCGAGAGCACCCCCUGCUGGGGCCCUACGUGGAGGACCUGUCCAAGCUGGCCGUCACCUCCUACACGGACAUCGCCGACCUGAUGGACGCGGGGAACAAGGCCAGGACCGUGGCCGCCACCAACAUGAACGAGACCAGCAGCCGGUCCCACGCCGUCUUCACCAUCGUCUUCACUCAGAGGAAGCACGACAGCGAGACCGACCUCUCCACGGAGAAGGUCAGCAAAAUCAGCCUGGUGGACCUGGCUGGCAGUGAACGAGCGGACUCCACAGGCGCUAAGGGGACCCGGCUAAAGGAAGGGGCGAACAUCAACAAAUCACUGACCACACUGGGGAAGGUCAUCUCUGCGCUGGCUGAGGUGGAUAACUGUACCAGCAAGAGCAAGAAGAAGAAGAAGACCGACUUCAUCCCGUACCGAGACUCCGUGCUGACAUGGCUGCUUCGGGAAAAUCUGGGUGGAAACUCCAGGACCGCCAUGGUCGCCGCUCUCAGUCCCGCAGACAUAAACUACGACGAGACCCUCAGCACACUGCGAUACGCAGACAGGGCCAAGCAGAUCAAGUGUAACGCUGUCAUCAACGAGGACCCCAACGCCAAGCUGGUGCGUGAGCUGAAGGACGAGGUCUUCCGUCUGAAGGACCUCCUGCGCGCGCAGGGGCUGGGAGACAUCCUGGACAUCGAUCCAAUGGGGGAUGAUUGCCCAGGAAGUGAAAGCAAAUGUGACAAUAUUCAUGACGUUAGAUCGAUACUAAGUUCUGAAAUUGAAGCCGCUGGUUACAAGAGGAAAGACCUGAAAGACAUACACAACAGUAAGCAUAGGUACUUGCUAGCCUCAGAGAACCAACGGCCUGGCCAUUUCUCCACAGCGCCCAUCGGCUCGCUCACCGCCUCCCCGUCCUCGGGCCAGCUCGGCCAGGCCGGGCUGCAGUCCGUCACCAGCAUCCAGGAGCGCAUCAUGUCCACGCCGGGAGGGGAGGAGGCCAUCGAGCGGCUCAAGGAAUCGGAGAAGAUCAUCGCAGAGCUCAAUGAGACCUGGGAGGAGAAGCUGAGGAAGACUGAGGCUAUCCGCAUGGAGAGAGAGGCACUGCUGGCGGAGAUGGGCGUGGCUAUCCGUGAAGACGGAGGAACUCUGGGCGUGUUCUCGCCGAAAAAGAUUUGCUCCGAACAUCCGACCUCCUUGCUUGGCGAGGGGUUCGAUUGUGUUCCCACUAACAAGCUUUUCAUAGAGAGGCCCUGUGAUCUCUAUGCUGAUUUUAACGGGGUAUUUUCCCCGAAAAAGACUCCUCAUCUAGUUAAUCUGAACGAAGACCCACUGAUGUCAGAAUGUUUGCUUUACUACAUAAAAGAUGGGAUCACAAGGGUGGGGCUGGCGGACGCGGAGAGGAGGCAGGACAUCGUCCUGAGUGGCGCCCACAUCAGGGAGGAGCACUGCGUCUUCCGCAGCGAGAGGAACCUGAACGGAGACGCUGUCGUGGUCUUGCUCAUACCGUGUGAGGGGUCGGAGACGUACGUCAACGGCAAGCGCGUGGACUCGGCAGUCCAGCUUCGCUCUGGCAACCGCAUCAUAAUGGGCAAGAACCACGUGUUCCGGUUCAACCACCCGGAGCAGGCGCGGGCGGAGAGGGAGAAGACGCCGUCGGCGGAGACCCCCGUGGAGCCCGUGGACUGGACCUUCGCCCAGAGGGAGCUGCUGGAGAAGCAGGGCAUCGACAUGAAGCAGGAGAUGGAGAAGAGACUGACUGAAAUGGAGAUUUUGUACAAGAAGGAGAAGGAGGAGGCGGAUCAGCUUCUCGAACAACAAAGAUUGGUGUAUGAGAGCAAACUGCAGGAGCUGCAGAAGCAGGUGGAGACGCGCUCGCUGGCUGCCGAGACUCCCGAUGAAGAGGAGGAGGAAGAGGAAGAAGAGGAAGUUCCAUGGACGCAGCACGAGUUUGAGCUGGCGCAGUGGGCCUUCAGGAAGUGGAGGUACCACCAGUUCACCUCUCUCAGGGACCAGCUGUGGGGCAGCGCCGUGUACCUGAAGGAGGCCAAUGCCAUCAGCGUGGAGCUGAAGAAGAAGGUGCAGUUCCAGUUCGUUUUGCUGACGGACACCCUGUACUCCCCCCUGCCCCCCGAACUGCUGCCCCCGGAGCCGGAGAAGGAGCGCGACCCUCGCCCCUUCCCCCGCACGGUGGUGGCCGUGGAGGUGCAGGACCUGAAGAACGGGGCCACCCACUACUGGUCCCUGGAGAAGCUCAAGCAGAGGCUGGACCAGAUGAGGGAGAUGUACGACCGUGCCGGGGAGAUGACCCCAUCCAGCCAGGAGGACAGCGAAGGAACCAUGACCGGGAGCGACCCCUUCUACGACCGCUUCCACUGGUUCAAGCUGGUGGGGAGCUCCCCGAUCUUCCAAGGCUGCGUGAACGAGCGUCUGGCGGACCGCACGCCCUCGCCCACCUUCUCCGCGGCGGACUCCGACAUCACGGAGCUGGCGGACGAGCGGCAGAGCGAGAUGGAGGACUUCCUGGACGACGAGGCCUUCGCGGACGACACCAGCUCCGACGCGGGCACCGAGGAGGGCUCGGACAUCUUCAGCGACGGCCAGGACCCCUUCUACGACCGCUCGCCGUGGUUCAUUUUGGUGGGAAGGGCGUUUGUGUACCUGAGUAACCUGCUGUACCCCGUCCCCCUGGUGCAUCGCGUGGCCAUCGUGACGGAGAAGGGCGAGGUGCGGGGUUUCCUGCGCGUGGGGGUCCAGGCCAUCGCAGCUGACGAGGAGGCCCCCGACUACGGGUCGGGAGUGCGACAGUCUGGCACCGCCAAGAUCUCCUUCGAUGACGAGUACUUCAAAACGAGCGACUUCUCCACAGUGGCCUUGACCCGCUCCGGCCUCUCAUUGGAGGAGCUGCGCUUUGUGGAGGGUCAAGGUCAAAGUUCGGAGGUCAUCACACCCUCGGAGGAAAUGAAUAGAAUUAACGAAAUGGAUCUGAAGCGGGGCAACGCGGACCCCAAGGUGGGCCUGUCGGAGGGGCUGGGGGGGCACCUGGAGGUGGGCAGCAUCUUCACCUUCCGCGUGACCGUGCUCCAGGCCAGCGGCAUCCUGCCCGAGUACGCCGACAUCUUCUGCCAGUUCAACUUCCUCCAUCGCCAUGACGAAGCCUUCUCCACUGAGCCCCUGAAGAACACCGGGAAGGGCAGUCCGCUGGGCUUCUACCACGUGCAGAACAUCGCGGUGGAGGUCACCGAGUCCUUCAUCGAGUACAUAAAGACCAAGCCCAUCGUGUUCGAGGUGUUCGGACACUACCAGCAGCACCCUUUGCACCUGCACGGGCAGGACCUCAUCAGGCCACCUCAGCCUUCCAGGAAAUACUACCCCCCACCCAUGCCCCUGUCAAAACCAGACCACGCCAGAAAGAUUGAGUUGAUUAGGUACCUGAUGAGCGGGUACGUUCACGGGCAGGUGCUGGACACGCUGUCCGAGCACGCCAACGCCCUGGCGUCCUCCGCCGUGGCUAGCCUCGAGGACGGCGCCGACCAGCCGGCGCACUUCCCCUUCCUGCCCGUGCCCACGGGUCCCGCCAUGACCGUGCCCAGGCACCACGUGCCGGCCACCAAACUGAACACCAUCAGCAAGUCUAACCUGGGCCAGUGGGUCAGCAAGUACGACCUGCUGGUGUGGUUCGAGAUCAGCGAGCUGGAGCCCACAGGAGAGUACAUCCCAGCAGUUGUGGACCACACCGGGGGCCUACCCUGCCAUGGGACCUACCUUUUGCACCAGGGUAUCCAGCGGCGGAUCACGGUCACGCUGAUCCACGAGAAGGGCAGCGAGCUGCACUGGAAGGACGUGCGGGAGCUGGUGGUCGGUCGGAUCAGGAACAAGCCGGAGGUGGACGACACUGCAGCCGAUGCUGUCCUGUCCCUCAACAUAAUCUCAGCCAAAAACAUCAAGUCAUCUCACAACUCCAACAGACUUUGUCUUGAUAAGGAUAUUGCUAGGACUUUCUACCGGUUUGAGGCUGUGUGGGACAGCUCCUUGCACAACUCACUCCUUCUGAACCGUGUCACUCCCUACGGAGAGAAGAUCUACAUGACCUUGUCUGCCUAUCUGGAGCUGGACCACUGCAUCCAGCCCGCCAUCAUCACCAAAGACAUCUGCAUGGUGUUCUACUCCAGAGACGCCAAGAUCUCCCCGCCUCGCUCCCUCCGGAGCCUGUUCGGCAGCGGCUACUCCAAGACCCCGGACUGCAACAGGGUGACGGGAAUCUACGAGCUGAGCCUGUGCAAGAUGGCUGACACAGGAAGCCCAGGCAUGCAGCGACGGAGGAGGAAGGUGCUGGACACGUCUGUGGCGUACGUGAGGGGGGAGGAGAAUUUGGCGGGUUGGAGGCCCAGGGGGGACAGUCUAAUUCUGGAGCACCAGUGGGAGCUGGACAAGCUGGAGCAGCUGCAUGAGGUGGAGAAGACGCGCCACCUGCUGCUGCUGCGGGAGAAGCUGGGCGAGGCGGCGGCCAAGUCGCUGAGCGACUCGCUGUCCCCGAGCGCCAGCAGCGGCACGCUCAGCACCUCCACCAGCAUCUCCUCCCAGAUCUCCAGCGCCACCUUCGAGAGCGCCCUGACGCCCAGCGAGAGCAGCGGCUACGACUCGGCCGACAUCGAGAGCCUGGUGGACCGCGAGAAGGAGCUGGCCACCAAGUGCCUGCGGCUCCUGACUCACACCUUCAACAGCGAGUACAGCCAACUGUGCAGCAGCAUCAGCGACUGCAAGCUGUCGGACAUCUCCCCCAUGGGGCGCGACCCGUCCGUGACCAGCCUGAGCAGCGCCACCCUCACCCCCUCCUCCACCUGCCCCUCCCUGGCCGAAUCCCGCUGCAGCUCCAUCGACCAGAAGACCCCCGAGGCGAACUCCCGCGCCACCAGCCCCUCCUGCUCGGACUACGAGAACUUCCCCAUGGUGGCCAACGUGGAGACGUCCUACCUGGCCCGGGCCGGCAAGAACGAGUUCCUCAACCUGGUGCCCGACAUCGAGGAGAUGAGGCCCGGGUCGGUCGUGUCCAAGAAGGGCUACCUCAGCUUCAUGGAGCCGCGCUCCAACUCCUGGGUGAAGCACUUCGUGGUGGUGCGCCGGCCGUACGUCUUCAUCUACAACAACGACAAGGACCCCGUGGAGAGGGGCGUGCUCAACCUGUCCACGGCCCAGGUGGAGUACAGCGAGGACCAGCAGGCCAUGCUCAAGACUCCCAACACAUUUGCUGUGUGCACAAAACAUCGAGGAAUACUUCUGCAAGCCAAUAACGACAAAGACAUGAAUGACUGGCUGUAUGCCUUCAACCCACUGCUGGCAGGAACCAUAAGGUCCAAGCUGGCGAGGAGGCGAUCCGGCAUGUUGAAGAAGUGAGAGAGGCGUCUCGUCCCCCAGCGUAGGAAGCAGCGCUCCUGUUCUUCUCACAGAGCCUUUGAACAUACCGAGUGUUAACUCUUACUAAUCUUUGUGACUAUUGACGGUUUUCUCUUGUACGUAGACCUGUGGCUUAAGUCUCCUCUCAAGCAACUUGAGCUCAAGUUCCUGAAAACCUGCGCCCACGACCCUACCCCAAACCUCUCCCCCUCUCUCCCUCUCUCGCCUAGCCUCUUGUGUUUUCUUCCAAUUCGUCCCUUCCUUUUGUUUUCUUUUGUCAUACCUAGUUGCAUGUUGUAAAGCAGUCUGUGCAUGAUUCUUCAGAACAGUUCUCCUCUCCACGCACUUUGAGUUACUAAGUGUCUGUAAAAAAAAAUUGUCCUUUAUUCAGUGUUAAGUCAGGAACUUUUCUUGUGCCCGCAUAGCAAGAGCAACAAUCCUCAGGAGAAGGGCGGGUUUGCUUACAGAUCUGACGCAAGCGUUAAAGGCGGGGUCCAGCAAAUGCACGCUCAGUGAGCGUCGCCCGAUUGCCAGCUGCAGGACAGUCAGCCUGUUUUUAACCGACGCCGAGAGGCGGCUUACAGACAUGGACUUCUGUCCGUUAAUGAACAGAAUUUCCAUCUGGUUUUUCAACGAUGUAUUAUUACCGAAACAGGUCAAAAUAGUUCUUUGAAAAAAAUGUGUAAUGGGUGUAACAUGACUUUUCAACUAGGGAUCCCUAAGCAAAUUUGAAAAAAAAAUUAAAUAUUAAUGUAAAUAUAAUAUUAAAUUUUAGCUCACUUGCAGUAAUUAUCAAUAUAAACCAAAUUGCAAAUAAUGAGCUUGCUAUAGCUAACACAUACUUUAUUUACAUAUGUGAGCUACAGCAACAUCCUGUGCAGGUUACAUGUUUGCCAAGAGGGGUGGGGUGGGGGGGGGGGUGUUCCUGUGGUCUGUGACCCUCUGGAGCAGGUCCUGGCUUAAAAAAUGUAGAAACCCCCUUCGCUAGAUGAACCACUGUGUCAAAAGAGGACAAAAGGUGAUUGAUUCCUUUCCCCUCUGUCUGGUACCUGUAUGUACUGUUGAGUACUUUCUGUCAGUGCUGUGUAACAUUAAAUGACAUUAAAUGACACUAUAUUGAUAUAGUGUCCAGCAUGAACGGUAACAUUACAGAAAAAAAGGCAUAUUAAAUUUGCCGAGUGAAUCGUAUGUUCUUUGACAGUUUUUAGGCAUCCAGUGUAAGUUACUGACAGAUUUGAUGGCUGAAGAAUAUAUAAAGAUGUUUCUGUUUUGGUCAGAAAAUGCAUGAUUGGCCAACAAAUGGGCUUGUGUGGAAACAUCUUAUAGAAUGCCCUUGCAGGAUGAGAUGGGAAUUGAGGCUUUCUUCGUGAAGAAGGCUCUCCAUUGCCCUGUCCUUGAAUGCUCCAGCAGGCAGGACGCAGUGUGGACCAGUAACAGACUGGUGAUCCUCCGGGGGGGGGGGGGCAAACUUAGUGAUGGGAUGCCUACACCUGUCCCUCAAUACCUGGAUUAAAGUGAUCUGAUGUGUCUGUUAUGACCUUGUUAAUUAUUUGAUGAAGGUACUCUUAACUGCAGUAUGGUCAUGAAUCUCAGGUUCCUGAUUCAGGCCGUCAGGCAGGCUAUUACUGGUUCUCUUGGGUGCUGUAAGGUGAUGUAGGGUAGGGCCAGAUUCAUACUCCGUUUUAUGGCAGUUGGACAUCAGCAUUAUGAAGAUUAUGCACCCUUGAUGCUACCUUUUCUCUUAACCCUAUUCAUUCUGAUUACGCCAUCUUUUAUUAUUAACGUUUUUUGUACCUCCCAUCAUGUUGUUUUGCACAGACAUGAAUGCAUGUGAAGGGUGGAUCAUGCCAGCUAACAAUGCUCACGUUUGUGUUUUGCACAUUUACGUUCUUGAUUGUAUGGAACAGAUUGAAGUAUCAAGGAACUGUGCAAGUAAAGCCUGGUAUUUACAUUUGCUGCUUGUGCAAGCACUGGUGGAACCUAUGUUCAGAUUUAACGGUGGGAUUUCCGAUAUGUACUGUAGUGUGUCAUGGGAGACAAAGGGAUGAAAAAUGCUCUGAAUCUUUUUUUUUUCUUUCUUUUUUUAAAUUAUCAGAUAUUUAUGAAACUCUUUGCUCUCACUGAUCUAGCUCCUCUAACGGCAUUAAAUUUCUGAAGUGGAGAGGGAGUGACUGGCGUAACUGAGUGCGUCUCUUCUGCGAGGUCGUGUUACGGUGACGUUUUCUCAUUGAAGUAUGCAAACCAAUGAGAUGCAGGACCCCCUGGCCAUCCAACCAGUAGGGGCCUGUGCUGAAACACAGUGGAAGGACGUAGUCUCUGUAUAGGCUUUUGAAACCAAGGAACCAAAGGUCACUGUUGCUCCCGUUCCUCCCUCUGCAUUCCACUGUAGAAGAGCCAAAAUGGCUGCCCAUGGAGGAGACUCUGUUUCCUUCCGUAGGCCCUUGGAUUUCUGAGAACAGUUGAACAGGCACGGAAUAAAAAAGAUUCUUUGUCUCUGAGGUCAGCCAGCCUCAAGAGCAAAGACUGAACUUCAGAUGGAAUCUGUUGCAUUUGUCACCCGAUGUCUGUUAACUGUUUGAAGAAAUCCACACUGCAAACUCCAAAUCUUUUCGAAGGAAAUCGUUUUAUUACCUUCCUGCACAAGUUAUUUGCACUGUUACUUUUUUUGUUACUAUAUGCACACAUGGUUGAACUAUGAAGUGUCUGAGGGAAAAUGUACGGAUCUAUUAACUGUCAGUGCAGGUGUUCUUUUUGAGUUGCUUGUUUACUAAAGUUUAAUUAUCAGUUGUUUCAUCGCUUGUAUAUAUUAAGUUUGCAUCUCUUUGCACACAGUGAAAGGGUAUAAAACCAACUGGCCAAUGAAGGUCAUCACAGCAUUUCAGCAAUUCCACAAGAGGUUUGUGGCCAAAGGAAGUGCGUCUCAGAUUUGUCACUGGAAGCAUUUAAAGUUCCUGGGAGAAGGGGUUUUGAUUCUGUACUAUGUAGACUUGUAUGCACACAAGAAUAGCAGAUACAAGUAAGAAAAGAAUUAUAAUCCAAAAAAAGGCUUUUAAUUCAGAUAAUUUUUAUUCUAGUUCAUUUUAGGCCAUCUCAUUUCUAGUGUAGUUUAAAAUGAACUUGGUUCAUCAUUAAACGACAGACACUUCAGACAUAAUACAGUGAUAGCCUGGUUCUGUGCUAUAUAAUUAUGUUGAUGUAGGCCUAUAUUAGGUUUUUGGGUGUUGUUUUUUUUUUUUUUUUUAAUCGGGUAGUACCUUUCAACAUAAUUUGAGACCAGCUAUGGCUGAGGCUUUCAAAAAAGAGCAGCUUACCAGUUUAUUAAGGACUUUUCACCCCCUCAAUACUGUCCACCCUGCCUUUGAAGCAAAGCUAACACAAAAAUGAUACCACCUCCCUUCUGAUAGGGACAUGUCAUUUUAAACUACCUGUUGACAUUCCCUCUGUUGUCUUUAGUAGACAAAGCAAACAUUAAUACUGUACAUUAUUUGACAGAUUGGCAUCAUUUUCAUACUGAUUUUGUAAAUAUAUGUGUUGUAUGGAGCUCAAAUUAAAAUGUAAAUAUGUUUCAUGUAUUUGUAAUAAUUAUAAUCCAUUCGCUGUAUAGCCUAGAUGUGUCAUGCAGAUCUCUUAAUUCUGUGUAUGGUAAUCUUGCACCAUUGAACUGUUUAGUUUAGUGAAUGAAGUAACAAUAAAAGUACAUCCAGUGCAUUAGCAAAAAA
Anguilla rostrata (American eel) is the source of this 9977-nucleotide messenger RNA. It is a transcript of the gene kif1b, whose product is annotated as kinesin family member 1B. The record is from RefSeq and is a predicted model, not a curated record. The transcript has 54 exons. The coding region runs from base 382 to 6258 and encodes 1958 amino acids. Gene Ontology annotation, biological process: microtubule-based movement. Lineage: Eukaryota; Metazoa; Chordata; Actinopteri; Anguilliformes; Anguillidae. Gene Ontology annotation, molecular function: microtubule motor activity; ATP binding; microtubule binding.